Hibiscus syriacus is the source of this 3050-nucleotide messenger RNA. RefSeq names its product probable leucine-rich repeat receptor-like serine/threonine-protein kinase At3g14840. Gene Ontology annotation, molecular function: ATP binding; protein kinase activity; protein binding. The coding region runs from base 1 to 3048 and encodes 1015 amino acids. Gene Ontology annotation, biological process: protein phosphorylation. The transcript has 24 exons. NCBI's taxonomy places the organism in Eukaryota, Viridiplantae, Streptophyta, Magnoliopsida, Malvales, Malvaceae. The record is from RefSeq and is a predicted model, not a curated record.
AUGCUAGCUUUUCGACUUGUUCUAGCUUCUGUCUUUCUUGCUUGUUGCCUUUCGAGUUCUGUAUUUGGAGCAAAACUUCCGGACAACGAAGUGCAACAUUUGAAGGACAUUGGGAAGACACUGGGGAAGAAAGACUGGAACUUCAGCGUAGAUCCAUGCAGUGGAGAAGAAGGGUGGGCUACGCCCAAUGCGUUGAAGGGAUUUGAAAAUGCAGUCACAUGUAAUUGCUCCUUCCCAAAUGGCAAUGAUACAGUCUGCCAUGUCGUUAGCAUAAUGCUUAAGGCACAGAAUCUCCAGGGCAGUCUCCCAAAAGAUUUGGCCAAGUUCCCUUUCCUACAAGAAAUUGACCUCAGCCGCAACUUCCUUAAUGGCUCAAUACCCCCAGAAUGGGGAUCCAUGCAACUUGUCAACAUUUCUCUUCUUGGAAAUCGCUUAACUGGUUCGAUCCCAAAAGAGCUGGGAAAUAUAAGUACUCUUAGCAGCUUAACAACCGAGUUCAAUCAGCUUUCAAGACCAUUGCCUCUAGAGCUCGGGAAUCUACCGGCCAUCAAAAGAUUGCUUCUUAGCUCUAACAAUUUUACUGGAAAAGUACCUGAAACGUUUGCCAAGCUGACCACAUUGAGAGACUUUCGGAUUAGCGAUAACCACUUCACCGGAAAGAUUCCUAGCUUCAUCCAUAAUUGGACAGAACUUGAAAAAUUAGUGAUACAGGGAAGUGGUCUGAUGGGACCAAUUCCAUCAGGCCUUGGUGGUCUGGCAAAAUUAACUGACCUGAGAAUCAGUGACUUGAAUGGAGCUGAUGCAACUUUUCCACCACUUAGUAGCAUGAAGAAAAUGAAGAUACUGAUAUUGAGGAGUUGCAAUCUCAUCGGAAAGCUACCUUAUUAUCUUGGGGAUAUGACGAAGUUGAAGACCUUAGAUCUAAGUUUUAACAAACUCAGCGGAGAAAUUCCAAGCAGUUUUUCGGGCCUUAUGGACGUGGAUUACCUGUAUUUAACAAGAAACUUGCUUACUGGUUCAGUACCUAGUUGGAUACUGGAAAAAGGAGACAAUGUUGAUCUUUCAUAUAACAACUUUGCUGUGAGCCAAGGGACAUCUUGUCAACAGCGGAGCGUGAAUUUGUUUGCAAGCACUUCACCUAACGGUACCUCGGGAACUGUUUCUUGCAUGAGAAGCUUUGUUUGCUCAAAAUCCUGGUACUCUCUCCAUAUAAAUUGUGGAGGGAGAGAAGUAGCUAUUGGAGGAAAUGUCACAUAUGAAGAUGAUGCAGAUGGAGCCGGUCCUUCAAGAUUUUACGAAAGCAGAAGUAAUUGGGCGUUCAGCAGCACCGGUCACUUCUUGGAUGAUGACCGUCCCUCGGACACUUAUAUUUGGACUAACUCGUCGAGACUCUCCAUGAAUGAUCCCAGACUAUACAUGAACACACGCCUUUCUCCUCUUUCUUUGACUUACUAUGGAUUUUGUAUGGGCAACGGGAACUACACAGUCAACCUCCAUUUUGCAGAGAUAAUGUUCACUAAUGACAAUACAUAUAGCAGCUUAGGAAGUCGCUUAUUUGACAUAUAUAUUCAGGGCAAGCUAGUGCAGAAAGAUUUUAACAUUGAGGACGAAGCCGGUGGAAUUGGCAAGGCAGUCAUAAAAGAAUUUCCUGCGUCGGUGACUAACAGUACCUUGGAGAUUGACCUUCAUUGGUCUGGAAAAGGGACUACUGGUAUUCCUGUUAGAGGAGUUUAUGGUCCUCUUAUAUCAGCUAUAUCCGUAAAUCCCGAUUUUAUACCUCCAGCAGAACAUACGGGCAGUAGCGGUGGUAUAUCGGUCGGUUCAGUGGUCGGAAUUAUAGCUGGAUCUGUGUUUGUCAUCUUUCUAAUUGGGGUAUUACUUUGGUGGAAAGGUUGUUUCAGACAAAAAAGCCAAUUGGAAAAAGACUUACAAGGUCUACAAUUGCAGACUGGUUCAUUUAGCUUGAGGCAAAUCAAAUCUGCCACAAAUAACUUUGAUGUUGCUAAUAAAAUUGGAGAAGGAGGCUUUGGUCCUGUUUACAAGGGUAUUCUGUCAGAUGGCACAGUCAUAGCUGUCAAGCAGCUAUCUGCUAAAUCGAAGCAAGGAAAUCGAGAAUUCGUCAAUGAAAUCGGAAUGAUUUCUGCUCUGCAACACCCUCAUUUGGUGAAGCUAUUUGGCUGCUGUAUUGAAGGAAAUCAACUGUUACUGAUCUAUGAGUAUAUGGAAAACAACAGCCUUGCUCGUGCAUUGUUUGGUCCACAAGAAUGCCAACUGAAACUAGACUGGCCAACGAGACGAAAAAUCUGCAUCGGAAUAGCUAGAGGUUUGGCAUAUCUCCAUGAAGAAUCAAGGCUGAAGAUUGUGCAUAGAGACAUCAAGGCUACAAAUGUGCUGCUUGACAAGAAUUUGAACCCUAAAAUAUCGGACUUUGGAUUAGCCAAGCUUGAUGAAGAGGAUAACACACACAUCAGCACCCGAGUCGCAGGAACUUAUGGUUAUAUGGCUCCUGAAUAUGCGAUGCGCGGUUAUUUAACCGACAAAGCCGAUGUUUAUAGUUUCGGGAUAGUGAUACUGGAAAUUGUCAGCGGAAAGAGCAACACGAGUUAUCGUCCGAAGGAAGAACCUUUGUAUCUUCUUGAUUGGGUUCAUGUUUUGAAGGAGGAAGGGAACUUAUUGGACUUGGUUGAUCCAAGAAUUGGAUCUAAUUACAAAAAGGAGGAAGUAAUGACAAUGAUCAAUGUUGCUCUUCUAUGCACCGAUGCUAACGCGGCGGGCCGGCCUGCAAUGUCCUCUGUAGUCAGCAUGCUUGAAGGCAAGGCUUCGGUCGAGGAAUUCGAGACGGAUUCGAGCCGUCUGGUGGACAAAUCGAACUCGAAGGCGAUGAUGAAGAAGCUUUACCAGCAGCUUGAAGAAAACAGUGCCCCUGAAAGUCAGGCACACAGCUUGUCAACAGUUGGGCCAUGGACUUCUUCUUCUUCAUCAGCUGCUGAUCUUUAUCCCAUCACUGUAACUUCUGAGUAUUGGCACAACAGAGACCCAGCAAAUUAACU